Molecule: messenger RNA, 1377 nt
Organism: Durusdinium trenchii
Lineage: Eukaryota; Dinophyceae; Suessiales; Symbiodiniaceae
Source: the annotation of a GenBank genome assembly
AUGAUGUCCAAGGAUGGAACUGACUCGAAGAUCCCGAGUUGGGAUGGCUCCAGUCGAACUUGGCGUAGAUACCUCAAAGAGGUCUCCUGGUUUGCUGGUGGCACUAAGCCAGCACAGAGGAAGUCGUUGCCUAAUGCUGCAGCAAUCAUGUCGGAGUACUUCUCCUUCAAGCGUCGACCACAAGAACCCAUCGCUCAGUUUUUGGCUCGUGAAAGCUUAGGAUUUGAAGAGUUUGCAGAAGCACUGGCUCAGUUGAAAGAAGAGAAAGAAGGUCAUGAUCCUGCGCUUCGCAACUUUGACCUCCCCGACAUGUCACCUCAUCCUGAUGAGUCUGACCAUGACGGUCGCCUGUGGAGACAGUCUGAUCGCUAUCAAUGGCGGCAUUGGGAACCGCCGGAUGGCUCAGACGGCGGUCAUCGCGCUCCUGAGCGCGAGGAUGGCUAUGCUGGUGUCCUCCAAGGCUGGAGAUUGCUUGCGGCGGCUUCCCUCACUCAAGAGCAGUGGCGUGACAUCCUGGCCACGACAGGAAACAAGCUGGAAUACGAAAAGAUCGCUGAUGCUCUGACUACUCUGUGGGAUGAACAGUUGAUGGGCUAUCGACAGAGUCACCAGACCUCUCAGCGAUCCUUCAGCAACCACUGGAUUGAGCAGGCAGACGAUGCAGAGCUUCAGGACAUGCUGGAACAGGAAAAGGCUGCAGAAGCCAUGGCCAUGGAAGCUCGCCGAACCUGGUCACAGGCUCAGAAAGCCACGGUUGGUUUGAUUUUGGACUUUGCUGACGGUCAUGCGGUUUUCGCCAACACCAAAGACCCCUCCGCUUUCUUUUUGCAGAAGAAUAUGAAGGGACACUACAUGAUUGACAUCAUCCAGUACAUGACUGGCACUUCUGCUUUGGAAGCGGCGUCUCAGGUCCAAAGAUCUCCAGAAGCCUCGCCAAAAGCAGCUUAUGCAGCUCAGGUGAACCCCGUCAUUGUCAAGAAGGCCCUGGAGAAGCUUCAAGCCGACCUCCCGACCGGCCGAGCUCCAGCAGAAGAGCUUCCAAGAGCUGUACCAUUCCCUGAUUGCUCAGGCCCAGCAGACUCCUGUGGAUUUGGACGGCGACUCGGAAGUGGAGCUGAUCCCAUCGGGCAUCAUCUCAGCGACGACCAGUCCAGCCCGCUCCUCAUGAAGGACGUGAACAAGCAGGUUCGCUUUGAGCCUGAUGCGCCUAUGACGGAUCCUGUGGAGGAGGAUCCACCUGAUGAGGAGGGCAACGUUCCCAUCACCCUGGAGGACACCUUUGCAGUGAAAGCCAAAACUAAAAAGAAUUCAGUUGAUGACCGUGAAGGCCAUGAUUCAAGCCGCAACUGCUCUCCUCUUGUCAUCGGCUCACGUUGA